GCGCCGGAGAGCCAGGCCAGUGAGAGCGACAACAGUGAAUUCAGCCAAUGGGCUCAGGGCGCUUUUCAUACGGUGAAUAGAAGACACGAUCUUUAUUUGGGGGAUGAGGAUGGGCGGCGAUCCAGCAGAGAGCAGCAUUCUCCUGAUCUUGGGGAUAUUGAAAGGGAAAGGGUAAGGCAAAUUGCGCGUGGAUGGAUGAAUGAGAGUGGAAUUGCUGAUGACUCCUCACGCGUAUCGACCAGGAAUGAGACUCCGAGGGCAGAGUGGCUCGGCGAAACUGAACGGGAGAGAGUCAGACUGGUGAGAGAGUGGGUGCAGAUGAACAGUCAGCAAAGGGAGUCACAAGAUAGCGGGAGGGAGGGGCGUGAGAGUGAGAGGGAGGAGUCAGCAACCGAUCACGAAGAUGGUCAGCCAGAGCAUGUCCGACGGGAUUUGCUUAGGAUUCGAGGAAGGCAGGCAAGGCUAGAUCUACUCACGAGGAUUGUUCGAGAAAGACAGAGGGAACUACAGGGUUUGUCAGAGCAAAGGGCAGUGUCAAACUUUGCUCACCGCAGCCACAUUCAGUCAUUUCUGAGAGGUAGAUUCUUACAAAAUGGAAGGCCCCAAGAGUAUGAGAGACCACCCUCCGUGGCAGCAAGAGAACUAGGUCAGCUAAGACAACGGCAUCCCGUUUCUGAAUUAAGCAACAAGGUGUAA
Messenger RNA from Phalaenopsis equestris, 696 nucleotides. RefSeq lists its product as uncharacterized. The annotation marks the transcript as partial. The transcript has 3 exons. The record is from RefSeq and is a predicted model, not a curated record. NCBI's taxonomy places the organism in Eukaryota, Viridiplantae, Streptophyta, Magnoliopsida, Asparagales, Orchidaceae.